AUGGUGCAAAUAGCACAAGUUGUUGCCACUGAUACCGUUUUUGUGUUCUUGUUGUUGGCUUUUCCUUCAGUUAUUUUUGUAUCUGGUGGUUCUUCAUUUAGUUCAACACAACUAGCCGAACAAGUUAAGGCUUUGCUGAAUUGGAGAUCAACACUUAUUAGCCAGACUUCAUCUAUUCUCCCAUCUUGGAAGAGAGAUUUUGGUGCAGUAAGUCCGUGCAAAUGGUCUGGAAUCACUUGCAAUAACAAGGGAAGCGUCAUCGUGGGAUUCAAUCUAACAGGUUUGGGUUUGCAAGGUACGCUCCUUGGUUUCAACUUCUCAUGUUUCACCAAUUUAGUUAGUCUUGUCUUGAGCAACAACAUACUCUCCGGGUUGAUUCCGUCGCAAAUUAGUAAUCUUACUAGUCUUAUUCACCUUGAUCUUUCUCAAAAUGAAUUUGGUGGAUUCAUUCCUGAAGAAAUUGGAAGAUUAAGCUCUCUUACUUCCUUAGCUUUGUAUACUAACAAGCUUAAUGGUUCAAUUCCUAGUUCUGUGUGGAAUUUGAGAAAUUUAAUUAAGUUGGUUCUUUUUGGCAACCGGUUAACCGGGGAAUUGCCCACAGAAUUGAGCAAUUUAACACGGAUGCUAGUAUUGACUCUGGCUAAUAACUCUCUUUCUGGGACAAUACCUGCUAGUAUAGGGCAAUGUAGCAGUCUUACAUUUCUCCACCUUGGCAGAAAUAAUUUCACAGGAAAUGUUCCGAAGGAGAUUGUAACAGCAGGAAAAUUGAGAUUUCUUCAAUUGAAUAACAACAAUUUCAAUGGUACUCUUUCUAAUUUCGUAAGUAAACUUCAAUAUUUGGAAGUUGUUAACUUAGCGAAUAACAAGUUUGGAGGCAGUAUACCCUCUGAGCUGGGUUUGCUUCGUGGCCUUCGAAUCCUUUCUUUGAGGUUAAACAACUUCUAUGGGUCUAUCCCUGAAGAGAUCAUGCAGUUGCCUCAACUCCGUAUAUUGGAUUUGUCGCGUAACAAUUUAACCGGUUUAAUUCCCAGCAACAUUGGGAACUUGGAGAAGCUAACAAGUAGACUUAAUGACACAGUUGUGACUGAUGACUAUUAUAAUUUUAGAUCUGUGCAGUUGAAGAUGGAUAUCAAAGGGAUCACGGUCCAACUUGCAAUGCUAUACAGCUAUACCUCUGCAAUCGACCUAUCAUGCAAUAAUCUAGAGGGAAGCAUUCCAAAAGAGAUAGUUUCAUUAAAAGGACUUUUCAUGCUUAAUUUGUCCUAUAAUCAUUUCUCGGGUAAUAUCCCUGCAAAUAUCGGAGAUAUGUCAGGAUUAGAGUCACUGGAUUUAUGCUACAAUAGAUUGUCAGGGAAUAUCCCACAGUCUUUGACAUCAAUGGAUUCUCUUGGUUUUCUGAAUUUAUCUUACAAUAAGUUGAGUGGCAGGAUUCCAGAAGGAACUCAUUUUGAGACUUUGAGUUGGGAUGGUUCAAUUUUCACCGGGAAUGAGUUGUUGUGCGGAGUACCAACAGAAAAAAUCUGCGAGGGUGAUCAGAAUAUUAGCUCUACAAAUGAAAUUGAAGAAUAUGAGGAGGAAGAGGAUGAGUUCUACGUUGCUAUUGCUACAGGCAUUGGAGUUGGAACUUGGGGUUUAUUCUUUGUUUUGCUUCUUAAAAAAGAGAAGUGGUGGAGUGGAUAUUUGGAAUUUGUUGAUUCUAUUGCAGUUAGAACAAUACGUUGUUUUCAUAAAAUUUGA
Molecule: messenger RNA, 1737 nt
Organism: Papaver somniferum (opium poppy)
Lineage: Eukaryota; Viridiplantae; Streptophyta; Magnoliopsida; Ranunculales; Papaveraceae
Product: probable leucine-rich repeat receptor-like protein kinase At1g35710
Exons: 1
Coding region: 1-1737 (578 amino acids)
Molecular function (GO): protein binding
Source: RefSeq, a predicted model, not a curated record